This is a messenger RNA of Patiria miniata (bat star), 651 nucleotides long. RefSeq lists its product as uncharacterized. The record is from RefSeq and is a predicted model, not a curated record. The transcript has 2 exons. The coding region runs from base 4 to 492 and encodes 162 amino acids. Lineage: Eukaryota; Metazoa; Echinodermata; Asteroidea; Valvatida; Asterinidae.
UACAUGGAUCGUCUAUACAACCUGUCAAGUGCUGCCCAGCGUGGAACUUUGUAUAAUAUCAGGGACAAAUUCAGCCACAAGAAUGUUAAGACGAAGGUGUCUUCCUGUAUAAACCAUGCAGUGGAUUUACUGAAAAUCACCACUGAAAGCAUGGCUAACCUUGCGAUGAAGGUUCUCCACAUGGAUGACAGGCACAGUAUUCCUGCGGAUUGUCCCUCACUAUCAGCGUCUGUAGAGGAACGUACAGAGUUCAUCCAGACUGCUGAGAUAAUCGUUGAUGAAAUGUGGCCCAUGAUUGACCAGGUGAAGUUACAAGUGGCCUGCAAUGGAUAUGAGAAGCAAGACAAACGUAAAGACGAUCGUUCCUUUUGCCACUGUGGUGAAGAUCAAGGCGGCGUUUGGAUCGAGUGCAGCGCCAGAAGACAUUACAGUUGCAGAAAAUGGUACCACUUGGAUUGUCUUUGCCUCACUGAAGACGACAUCGAUGUCUAAGACGAUUGGUGGUGUGGCGAUCCAUGCAGAUGCUAUAGCAUCUUCUGCUGUUGUCGCAGAAUGUUGAAGGAGCGGCUUACGUUGAGUGUUUGAGGGGGGAAUGUUGCACUGCCUCUCAGUGGUACCACUUACAUUGUGUUGGGUUGUCUUCUGUUCCAG